AUGUGUCGUCCCCCUGGGAUUAGCGAUUGUACAAAUCCUAUUAGUUGCCUAUCGUGCGAAGAAGUUGAUGCCAACGUAUCAUCUUUACAGGCAUUGCCAAUGUUUCUGAUUGAAAAAUCGCCCACUUUGUAUGUCCAUUCUCGUCCUGAACAUUCGACAGUACGAACACUUUGUCGGCUUACCGCGGAGCGCCCUGAAUUUGAAACUGAGCAAAGAGAAAAUUUGGUACAUGCCGUUGAUUUCAUUUGCACCAAUAAUGAAAAAUCGUGGAAUAAGGUAGAUGCUUCCCUUGUCGACAUCCCUGGCACACUCAAAGCAAGAAAAAUUGUGUUUCAUGCAUUAGAAUUCAACUUUUCGGCUAAACAAAAGUACUCGGAUAUGGAAGGCAGUGGCAGGGAUCGAUGUUACAACGGGUGUAUGGCUGAUAUGUGUCUCUGA
Molecule: messenger RNA, 438 nt
Organism: Phycomyces blakesleeanus NRRL 1555(-)
Lineage: Eukaryota; Fungi; Mucoromycota; Mucoromycetes; Mucorales; Phycomycetaceae
Exons: 2
Coding region: 1-438 (145 amino acids)
Source: RefSeq, a predicted model, not a curated record